This is a messenger RNA of Didymodactylos carnosus, 1092 nucleotides long. Lineage: Eukaryota; Metazoa; Rotifera; Eurotatoria; Philodinida; Philodinidae. The record is from the annotation of a GenBank genome assembly.
AUGCAAAGAUUUUUCUUCUCAGGAGAGGAUGAGAAUGAUGUUUUUUGUCUUAAACAUGUUCUAGAUUUUCAAAAAUCAAUGUCCGAAAAUGAGAUAAAACAGCCAGUGGAUACCGUCGAUUCAUCCGCCAACUCUGAUAGUCUUAAACAUGAAGGAGAUAACGACGUACAGGAGAAAAACGAGAAACCAAUAUCAAAAAAUCAGUUACGUCGCCUACGUCGACGUCAACUCAUAUUAGAGAAGCGUAAAGAAAAACGUGAAGUCGAACGUGAGAAAUUAAAGCAGCGUAAACGUGAGAAACGUAAACGUGAACAACAGCAACCAGAUGAAGUAGUACUUCCUCCUAAUCGUAAAAAAUUGCGUUCAAAUCUUAUGUCAAAGUCUACCUGCAAAAUUCGUUUGGCUAUCGAUUGUCAAUUUGAUAAUUUAAUGAGUGAACGUGACAUAUCAAGUCUUCAUAAACAAAUAUCAUAUUGUUAUGCAGCCAAUAGAAGACAAUCUCAACCGUGUCAGUUUUAUUUAACUAACGUUAAUGGACAAUUAGAAGAAAAAUUACGUUCAAAUAGUGCUCAUAAUUGGGAUUUAAAUAUUGAAACAAAGACAUUAGAUGAAUUAUUUCCACAUGAUGAAAUAGUUUAUUUGACAAGUGAAUCGGAUAAUGUGAUGACUAAUGAACAACUAAAUUCAUCUUAUGUCUAUGUAAUCGGUGGUCUGGUCGAUCAUAAUUCACGAAAAGGACUAUGUUAUCAAAUAGCUAAUGAUAAAAAAUGGAAACAUGUACGUUUACCCAUCGAUGAAUAUUUAAAAAUGAAUACGAGAAAAGUGUUAACAUGUAAUCAUGUAUUUGAAAUAUUAUUAAAUUAUAUUGAAAUGAAAAAUUGGAAACAAGCAUUACAGAAGUUUAUACCAAAACGAAAACAAGUUUUAAACGAAACAACAGAAAAUAAACAAGAAAAUGAGUUAGAUCAGGCUUCAGUAUCACAAACACUAGUUUUGGAUAAAAAUGGUCUUAUAGAACGAGUAGAUGAUUGUGCAGGAAUUCACAAAAGAAGAUUAGAAACAGAUGAACCACAAACUACAAAUAACGUUUAA